UCUGUGGAGUAACUACCUAAGGUUACAUAAUACAUAGUGGCCUAAAAUUCAAUACUAAAGACAUUUAAGUAAUUAAAAAUUUCAAGGAUCAUAUAUAUGAUAAUUAUUCUAAUUAACAGUUACACCUGUUAAUAGGUGACGUAAAUUAACACUAAUAUCAAACUUGCGGCCGUCCGUCAGUAUGUAACUGUGCGCGCGCGGUGUGAACGUGCGCGUCGUGCCGGAAAAGCGCACGCGGCCGCGAUCAUCUGCCGUCCACCUCGCCGCGACUCCUGCGCACGUACCCGACACCCAAAUACGUAUCUCCAAGAGUAUCACAGCGACAUGAAAUUCCUUACACAAUAGAAAUCAACCGUGCGUGACGGCGGUUCCCGUGUUUUUGUUCUUCAUAUUUAUCUAACGGUUGCCUUGCCUGAAAAGUUUUAAACUUCCUCAAGUUUAAUUGAUAUAUAUCUAUAGCAAAAGUAGACACACAUCGAUAUGGAAAAAAAUGACUCUUUUGCUAUCGUAGAUAUCAAUAUAGAUACUAAUAAUAAAGAAAAUAUGAAUACAGAAACAGACACAGACAAGGAUAACACCAAAUACAAACCCCCUUUUAGAACUGUGAUUAAGAUUCAACGGGAGCGAGGAGAGCGGGACUACAUCGGUUUCGCGACACUGCCGGAGCAGGUGCAUCGCAAGUCUGUGAAGCGAGGGUUUGACUUUACUCUGAUGGUGGUUGGAGAAUGUGGUCUCGGAAAGUCCACACUCAUCAACAGCCUAUUUUUGGGAGACCUCUACAAGAACAGGAAAAUACCUGAUGUACAAGAUAGAAUAGAAAAGACCACAACGAUCGAAAAGAAAACAAUGGAAAUCGAAGAGCGUGGUGUGAAACUAAGGCUGACUAUAGUAGACACGCCCGGGUUCGGCGAUGCUAUCAACUGCGAGGACUCGUGGCGAGUGUGCUCGGCCUACAUAGACGAGCAGUUCAGACAGUACUUUACGGACGAGAGUGGUCUAAACAGGCGGCAUAUGCAGGACAAUAGGGUACACUGCUGUCUGUACUUUGUACCACCUUGGGCACAUAGUCUAAGACAUGUGGAUUUGGAGAUGAUGAAGAGGCUACAUCGGAAGGUGAACAUAGUGGUAGUGAUCGCCAAGGCAGACUCGCUCACAGCUGCUGAAGUGAAGAAGCUCAAAGCACGGAUACUUUCCGACCUCGAAGAGCAUCAGAUACAAGUAUACCAGUUCCCAGAAUGCGACAGCGACGAGGACGAGGAAUUCAAGCAGCAGGACCGCGAGCUGAAGGCGGCAGCGCCGUUCGCAGUGGUCGCAUCAGACACCGUGUUAGAGAUCGGAGGCAAGCGCGUGCGCGGCCGACAAUACCCUUGGGGAAUCGUCGAUGUGGAGAACCCGCGGCACUCGGAUUUCACCAAGCUGCGCACGAUGCUCAUCUCCACGCACAUGCAGGACCUGAAGGACGUCACACAGGACGUGCAUUACGAGAACUUCCGUGCCCAAUGCAUUUCCCAGAUAUCACAGCACGCCAUGAGAGAAAGAGGAAAACUGAAAAGAGAUUCAAUGGGCAACAACAACGAUCAAGUAGUUAUAACAGAUACCGACCGACUGCUGUUGCAAAAGGAUGAAGAGAUCCGACGCAUGCAGGACAUGUUAACACAAAUGCAAGAGAAACUCAAAGCUUCCGACAAAAAACACGACAGUAUUAUAGACGUAUAAGAUAGACUGCAUUGUAUUACGUAGUACCUAUUAUUAACCACAUUAGAGAUUGUUAUUGUACCUUAUAAUUUUAAAAAACCAUUACUAAAACCUCUUUAGAAAAAUUUGAUGAAUUUAGAUUUUUGAUACAUACUUAAAUUAAAUUUGUUACCUACUUACUUUAUAUUUAAUUUUUAGAGAAUACUUAUUGCAUUUACACUUAAUAGUAUUCUGAAAUGUUUAUGCAUUCAGCUAGUUUAAUUAAACAUUAUAUUGCGAACCUUUAACUGAACUGAAAAAUAAACAGGGAAAAUGGUUUUCGCACAUAUGGUACAAACUCACAAAAAGGUAGUUUCAUUUUGAUAAACUUAUUGAGCGAAUUGAAUACAGCACUUCGUUCAUUAAUCACAUCAUCAUUAAAUACAAUUAUAUCCAUACGGAACUCUAACUUACGUUAUAAUGUCAUCGUGAUGAGAUCGAAACGUAUGGCACCAAUACAAGAACCCCAUAGACCUAGACAGAUCUAGCUAAAUUCCGCAAGUGUCCUUAUAUGUUCGCCAGAGAAAUCGCUUGGCAAAACUCUUUAAAAUAAAGUGCAAUGGACGUUUCUUCGAAACUGUUUUAAACUAUUAUGUUGUAAUUGUCACUAACCAAAGUACCUAUAUCUUAUAGUUUUAAGCUGUAGAAUCAAAUCUAUCAAAAAAAAUUUGAUGACUUAUUGAUUUUUAUACAGAUGGUGACUACUCGCGGUAUCUAGCUAGUGUAAUUCGAGCGAUCUUAAGUGACUCUAAACUAUAUUUAAUUUGAAAUUUCUUCAGAUCUAUUUAAACGAUAUUAAGUAUUGUAAGAUUUCACAAUAUCUAAAUAUCUGCUCACUACAACAAAAACGUCCAAAGUAAAAAGCAAUUUAGAAUACCGAAAAAAUAAUUUUAUACAAAAAAACAAUACAAGGAAUAUGCCUACCUACAAAACAAUAGGUAAGUAUCCAGUAAGUUGCAAUAUAUUUCCAGUUUUCAAAAUUAUAGCUUAAUAAAAGUUUUAACAUUCCGUUGUUGUACAGCAAUUACUUACCUAGUAAUACCAAAGUUUACAGCAAAACGAACAUUUGUAGCGAUAUUAUUGUAGAUAUUAAAAGUAAAAAUUGAUACUUUA
Molecule: messenger RNA, 2847 nt
Organism: Amyelois transitella
Lineage: Eukaryota; Metazoa; Arthropoda; Insecta; Lepidoptera; Pyralidae
Gene: Septin4
Product: septin-2
Exons: 8
Coding region: 481-1716 (411 amino acids)
Biological process (GO): regulation of exocytosis; cytoskeleton-dependent cytokinesis
Cellular component (GO): cell division site; microtubule cytoskeleton; septin complex
Molecular function (GO): molecular adaptor activity; GTPase activity; GTP binding
Source: RefSeq, a predicted model, not a curated record